UUCAUCAUCUUCAUAAUAAUUUAUUUUGCCCUUUUAGCUUAGUCCCCCUAAUACAAAUGGGGAACUGUUGUUCAAGGGGCCAACCUAAUGAUGAUGAUCAUAUUAUGAGUAAAGAAAAAUCCAAUGAUGAUCAAUCAAAAAGUUGUAAUAAUUCAAUUACACCAACAAAAUCUCCUGACCCUUCUUCAAAACUAUCUAAAAAAUCCCCUAUAGGUCUAGUAUUAGGAAGACCAAUGGAAGAUGUUAGAAAAACAUAUUCCAUAGGUAAAGAAUUAGGAAGGGGUCAAUUUGGUGUUACACAUUUAUGUACACACAAACAAAAUGGUGAACAAUUUGCAUGUAAAACAAUAGCAAAAAGGAAAUUGGUUAAUAAAGAAGAUAUUGAAGAUGUUAAAAGAGAAGUACAAAUAAUGCAUCAUUUAACAGGUCAACAAAAUAUUGUUGAACUUAAAGGUGCUUAUGAAGACAAACAUUCAGUACAUUUGGUUAUGGAAUUAUGUGCUGGUGGUGAACUUUUUGAUAGGAUUAUUACUAAAGGACAUUAUACUGAACGUGCUGCUGCUACUUUGCUUAGAACUAUUGUUCAAAUUGUACAUACUUGUCAUUCUAUGGGUGUUAUUCAUAGAGAUCUCAAGCCUGAGAAUUUUCUCCUUCUUAAUAAAGAUGAGGAUUCACCUCUCAAGGCUACCGAUUUUGGUCUUUCCGUCUUUUAUAAACAAGGAGAUGUGUUUAAGGACAUAGUGGGUAGUGCAUAUUACAUUGCACCUGAAGUAUUGAAGAGAAGAUAUGGUCCAGAAGUUGAUAUAUGGAGUGUUGGGGUUAUGUUAUAUAUUCUUCUUUCUGGUGUUCCUCCUUUUUGGGCAGAAACUGAACAUGGAAUAUUCAAUGCAAUUUUGCGUGGACAUAUUGAUUUUUCAAGUGAUCCAUGGCCUGCAAUUUCACAUGGUGCCAAAGAUAUUGUUAGGAAGAUGUUGACUUCAGAUCCCAAACAGAGGUUGACAGCAAUCCAAGUGUUAAAUCAUCCAUGGAUCAAGGAGGAUGGAGAUGCACCAGAUACACCACUUGACAAUGCUGUUUUGAGUAGACUCAAACAAUUUAGAGCUAUGAACAAUUUCAAGAAAGUUGCUCUCCGGGUUAUUGCAGGGUGUUUAUCAGAGGAAGAAAUAAUGGGAUUAAAGCAAAUGUUCAAAAGUAUGGAUGCUGAUAAUAGUGGAGCAAUAACACUUGAGGAGCUAAAACAAGGACUUGCCAAACAAGGAACUAAAUUAUCUGAUUAUGAAAUUCAACAAUUAAUGGAAGCUGCUGAUGCUGAUGGAAAUGGAACCAUAGAUUAUGAAGAAUUUAUUACAGCAACAAUGCACAUGAACAGAAUGGACAAAGAAGAACAUCUUUACACAGCAUUUCAAUAUUUUGACAAGGAUAAUAGUGGGUACAUUACAGUAGAAGAGUUAGAGCAAGCUUUAAGAGAAUUUGGUAUGGAUGAUGGAAAGGACAUAAAAGAUAUUGUUGCUGAAGUUGACUCAAAUAAUGAUGGUCGAAUUAAUUAUGAUGAAUUUGCAGCUAUGAUGAGAAAAGGAAGUCCAGAAACAACAGCAAAUUUAAAGAAAAGAAGGGAGUCAUUUGUUGUAUAA
Messenger RNA from Solanum tuberosum (potato), 1631 nucleotides. Its product is annotated as calcium-dependent protein kinase 17. Bases 57 to 1631 code for a protein of 524 amino acids. The transcript is spliced from 8 exons. Lineage: Eukaryota; Viridiplantae; Streptophyta; Magnoliopsida; Solanales; Solanaceae. The record is from RefSeq and is a predicted model, not a curated record. Gene Ontology annotation, biological process: protein phosphorylation. Gene Ontology annotation, molecular function: ATP binding; calcium ion binding; protein kinase activity.